UAGGUAGGCGGUGGGCGGAGCCGGGCGCGGUCCUCGCCGAGCCCGUAAAAGCUGCGCAGGAUGGAGCUCCAGCACUGACAUCUGCAGCAAUGGAGCGUCCUCACUUCCCGCUGGCGAUGGGCCUGGCCCUGCUCGCAUUCUGCCUCCUGACUCUAUCCCCGGACGCCCGCGCCGAGCUGCGGAGUCGCAGGACCGGAGAACGCCAGAACCUGUCUCCCAACGACCCGCGGGUGCAGAAGGCCGCGCAGGCAGCUGUGAGCAGCUACAACAUGGGCAGCAACAGCCUCUACUACUUCCGAGAUACCAAAAUCCUCAACGCAGAGUAUCAGCUGGUGGCUGGCCUCAAGUGGUACCUGACUAUGGACUUAGAGAGCACGGAGUGCAGAAAGACCAGAGUCUCUGGGGACCACAUGGAUCUCACCACUUGCCCCCUGGCCGCAGGGGUGCAGCAGGAGAAGCUGCGCUGCCAUUUUGAGGUCCUUGAAGUCCCCUGGGAGAACACCACUCAGCUUCUAAAGCAUAACUGUAUGCAGGUGUAACCCCCCCCCCCUGGGCUGACAAGCAUGGUCCGGAGGCACUGCAGGGCCAUGGGCCUUAUCUGCUGCAAUAAAUUCUUCACACUGCUUCCUGCA
Molecule: messenger RNA, 632 nt
Organism: Mesocricetus auratus (golden hamster)
Lineage: Eukaryota; Metazoa; Chordata; Mammalia; Rodentia; Cricetidae
Gene: Cst6
Product: cystatin E/M
Exons: 3
Coding region: 90-539 (149 amino acids)
Cellular component (GO): extracellular exosome
Molecular function (GO): cysteine-type endopeptidase inhibitor activity
Source: RefSeq, a predicted model, not a curated record